This is a messenger RNA of Scutellospora calospora, 393 nucleotides long. The record is from the annotation of a GenBank genome assembly. NCBI's taxonomy places the organism in Eukaryota, Fungi, Glomeromycota, Glomeromycetes, Diversisporales, Gigasporaceae.
UGGGUUUGAGAGUGAUACGUUGUUAAAAGGAAACAAAGGCCAUCGAUUGAGAUCAAAGUCAAUAACCGAAUUAAAAUCACCAGUUGACAUUACCAAUAUUUCUGAUUUAAAAGCUUCAGAAACCAGUGAACCAACUCUUCACCCUAUUUCACCGCAUACAACAUUCACAGGGACAGUAGAGAAAUUAUAUAACUUGAUAAUGACGAGUGGAUUUGUAAAACGCUUUAUUGUUGAAGUGGAAAAAUGUACAGAGGUUGAAAUUGGAGAAUGGGAAACGAAAGAUGGUAAAUUGAGACGAUCAUCAAGCUUUAUAAAACCAUUAAAUUUCUCAAUAGGUCCGAAAAGUACAAAGUGUUAUAUAGAAGAUGAAUGUUUGCAUAAAUCUUUCGAUAA